GGAAUUGGCGCCUAUAGUAUUAAUUGAAGCGUGUUCUGACUUGCUUCAGUGGCACCGCGAUGUAAUUGUGAAUGGUUAGGUUUGGCAAUGGUGCGCUAUUUGCCGUUCUGGAGCCCCAAUUGCGGUGUGUCCAGCAACUUAUCUGGUUAGAUUGUCUUGUUAUAUGUCGCAGUAGCAAGUACUAAAUUGCAUAAUGCAUUACAUGAAAUUGGCGUCGAUUGUAAGCGUGUCCUGCGACUUAUUUAGUCGAUGGAUGACGUCGCUGUGGCAUCCGUGCUGGCAACGCCCCCAACUUAUAACAAGACGUGUCCUACAUCACUCCGAUUCCCCCCUCCCGCCAAGAGAAUCGCAAAUGGAUAGAUUAGGCAAUGCUGCUCUGGCGAUACUUGCUGUUCUGAACCCCCAAUUGCAGAGCAACCAACGACUUCUAUCUGGUUCACUUGUCUUCUCCUAUGCCACGUCGCGUAAUAAGGCAUUGAAUGAUAAGCAAAAUUGGCGCCUAUCGUAUCUAUUGAACCGUGUUCCGACUUAUUCCUGUACACGUGUGAUGUCACUGCGUAAUUUAUCAUGAUCACGUUCUGGUGUGUAUAGCUCCAUGAUUGAUGAAUGAAACACGUGUCACUUAAGACCACCGCUCGAAAUAAAAGGGUGUUACCGGCUUACUCCAUUGUUUUUGUGGAUGAUAGAUACACAUGUUGACUAGUCUGUUCGCCAGGCUACCUAUAUGAGGUAUACCCAAGGUGUUUGCCAAAGAAACUAGAUGGAAGGUUUGCUUAUUCUUUGGCACAUCAUGGCACGCAAGUUACACAAAUAUUAUGUCGUGACAUUUUAUUUAUCAAUGCGCAUCCCUAAUGACAUGCACGUCAUCCAAUCUGAAGUUUCUUUUGCAAGUAGAGAAUUAUCAAGUCCUUUUGACAGUUUGUUAAUAUCGAUGUUUGGUUGCUCAAUUUGUUAAUUGUUUGAUAUAUCUGCAUAGUUUUUAUAGCCCGCUAUAGCCCCUCUAUAGCUCCGCUAUAGCUGUUUAAGCAUGUUGCCGCUAAAUAAAAUCAUGUACAAUUGUCUGCUAUAGCUUCAUUUAGCUUCGAGCUUCGCUAUAGCUGUUUUGGAGGGCUGCCCUAAGUUUCCAUAGCCAGGUAUUUAAAACAUUGAUAUCUGUCAUGAUUUAUCGCUGCCCAUCAUGUUUAGCUUCUCUGCUUUCGCUGUUACCACUGUUCGUGUUGUUAGUGUUGCACUAUUGGUAGCAAACAAAGUUUUGUAAAGCAACACGAUUAUUUUACCUUUGUUAUCACCUCAACACAACUAUUUCAUAUAUAUGUCAUUUCUUAAUGAGGUGAUCAUACGCUGGCAGGAUUAUAUAGCCAACCCAUCAACCAUCGAUAUGGCUUACAAUGUCCUGAUUGACCAUGCGCUUGCAGAAAGAGAUCGCAGCCCAGCAGUUGUCCCAAGAUGUGUGGCGUUGUUAAAGAGAUAUCUUAUCCGGUAUAUCCCAAAGGUGCAAACACUACGUCAAAUCGAUAUCUUUUGUGCAAACACGAUAGCAAAGUAUGACCCAGGGGCAAGUCACAGAGCAUCGUCAUUUGGCCAGAACUUUGGAUCAUCAGCAGCUUUGCCAAAUUCCUCUCUUGUUGCCCCACCAAUAUCGAACUUUGCUUCAGCAUCUCUUGUGAAGUCUUUGAACUAUGUCCGCUCGUUAGUCGCAAGGCACAUUCCAAAGAAGUUGCCAUUCCACCCAAUUCAUCAACCUAUUUCAUCAACCUCUACAAAACAGUCACUUCCUUCUCUUUCAUCGUUUUUAAGUAGGUCCCUAAUUCCUCCAUUGAAUCCAGAAGUUGCUACCAAUAGAGAUCAUCUUGAAUCAAAGGAAAGCCAUACUGCGCCUGAUUUAAUAUCAUCAGUAAGUGAAAAGGUUGACGGGGGAGAGCAUGGAUAUGAUAUCAAGUAUAUAUCCUUCGACAUUCUAAAUUGGAGAUGGCAUGUAUACGGUGAACGGCAAGCAUCAGGUUCUGCCAAAGAAAGCAGUGAUUUUGCGGGCCUUCAAGAUUUUCAUACACAGGGUUUUCUUGAAGUUGGUGCUGCAGCUCUUCUAGUAGGGGAUAUGGAGGCAAAGAUCAAUGAUCAACAAUGGAAAUAUUCUGUUAUACAGGAAUUUCCUGAUAUCGAUUUGUUGCAACCUUCAACUUCUACAGCUAGCACUUUUGCAUCAUCACAGGGUCAUCUGAAAGCAAUAACUGCCUCAAAACGCAUGAAAUCGGGCCCAAGCCAAGUUUGGAUGAACAUACCUGCAAACACAUUCCAGCCUCGAGCACGUCCCCUUUUUCAGUAUAGACACUACAGUGAGCAGCAACCAUUACGAUUGAAUCCUGCUGAAAUUUCUGAAGUCAUUGCUGAAGUUUGUUCAGAAACAACUUCAAAUCAGUCCAAUGCUCCAUCAAGAUUGACCACCCAGAGUCGGCAACCUUCAGCAGAUGUGGCAUUCAGUGUCCUCAUUAAGCUUGUCAUUGACAUGUAUAUGAUGGACUCUGAGGCUGCUGCUCCUCUGACACUUUAUAUGCUUGAGGGCAUGUUAAGUUCUCAGAAAUCACCUGCCAGAACGAAGGCUUUUGAUCUGAUUCUAAACCUUGGGAUACAUGCACAUCUGCUGGAGCCUAUGAUAGUUGAAGAUGCACCACCUGUUGAAAAAAGUGAAACUGCAAGCAACUCUUAUUUGAACAAUGAGUAUGGACCAAGUAUGGAUGAACAGAAGGCAACAGAACCUGUAGAAGAGCAGAGAAUUAGUCCUGCUAUUGAUCAGUUUGAGUCAUGGCUUCUGAAAAUACUAUUCGAAGUUCUCCUUCUUUUAGUUCAGAUGGAGGAGCGGCAGGAGAUUGUGUGGGCGUCAGCUUUAAGUUGUCUAUUUUACUUUGUCUGCGAUGGAGGGAAAAUCAUCAGGAGCAGACUUGGAGGUUUGGACAUAAGGGUUGUGAAGACUCUUCUUGAGAUUAGUGUGGAACACUCAUGGGCAAAAGUAGUGCACAACAAGCUCAUUUGCAUGCUGGCAAAUAUGCUGUACCAAGUACCAGAUGGAACUCAGAGUGGUGCACUUGAUACACAUUUUGUUCCUGAGCGGAUUGAUCUUCUUGGUGGAGUUGACUAUAUUUGUCUUGAGUAUUCACGAGCCAACUCAAAGGAAGAGAAGCGGGAUUUGUUUUUUGUUCUUUUUGACUAUGUAGUGCAUCAAAUAAAUGAGACAUGCUUGUCUGGUGGCCUUUCAGCAUAUACUUAUGAUGAUGCUCAACCCCUCGCUUCCCUUCUUGCAUCUGCUGAUGCUCCAGAGGCAUUCUAUAUAUCUGUGAAGCAUGGUGUUGAAGGUGUUGGGGACAUGCUUACAAAAGCUAUAUCAGCGUCAUUAUCACAGUCAGCAGAAUACGAGCAAUUAAGUGUGCUUCUGGACAAGGUUAUCAGGAAACUUGAUGGAACUGUCAGCACAUUUUCAAGGAUUGACAGCGAGUUUACUUAUAUGAUCCAAGUAACAAAAUCCUUCAAGGGUUUCAGCAGCAUUAAAGAUGGAUCUGAAGAUGGUGAUGUUGCAUGUAGAGCAAGGUUUUGCUGGGCUACUUUGCACUCACUUCUUCACUCGCAAAUUUCAUCAUAUAGGCACCAUGGAUAUAUUUGGUUAGUUGAAUUGCUCCUCUCGGAAAUCAGUGAAGAAACCGAUGGUUCUGUUUGGUCUAAAAUCCAAACGCUCCAAGAGGAAAUUAAAGAUGCCGGAAGCCAAGAUAUCUCAUGUUCAGAAGUUUCACUGCCCGUUUGUCUGCUAUGUGGGCUUCUGAAAUCAAAAUACAACUACAUUCGUUGGGGAUUUCUAUAUGUUUUAGAGAAAUUUCUGAUGCGCUGCAAGUUAUUAUUGGAUGACAGUGAUAUGCAAGAACACUCAGUUGCUUAUCAUAGCAAAAACCGCCUGGACAAAGCUUUCGCGGUUAUAGAUAUUAUGAGUACUGCUUUGCUACUUGUGGUUCAAAAUAACGAGACAGACCAUAUCAACAUCUUAAAGAUGUGUGACAUGUUGUUUUCACAAUUAUGUCUGAGGCUUCCGUCCACAAAUGUGAUGCAACUAGGAGGCCUUCAAUCCCUUGGUCAACUUUUUGGUUGUACAACUAAGAACAUGGAGAGCCAUUUGGAGACCCAGGCACCACACCAAACUGUAGGAACCAAGAAUUUUUGCAGGAGUGAGACAUUGCAAGAUACAAGCAUGAAUCAAUCUACUCAAUCGACUUUGCUUUGCGAAACAUCAAUGGCAGCACUACUUCUGAAAGGUCUCGCGAUAGCUCCGAUGCAGCUUGUAGCCCGUGUGCCAACUUCGUUAUUUUUCUGGCCGUUGAUGCAACUUGAAGGCGCUGCCAGUGACGAUAUUGCACUGGGUAUUGCUGUCGGUAGCACAGGAAGAGGCAAUAUUCCUGGUGCUACAUCAGAUAUUCGAGCGGCGCUUCUUUUGCUUUUGAUUGGUAAAUGCACGGCUGAUCAGGAAGCACUUACCGAAGUAGAAGGCAAUGAGUUCUUCAGGGGGCUUCUGGAUGAUACAGACUCAAGGGUAGCAUAUUAUUCUGCAGCUUUUCUCUUGAAGAGGAUGAUGACAGAGGAACCAGAGAUGUACCAAAGGAUGCUUCAAAGUCUCAUUUCAAAAGCUCAACAGUGUAACAAUGAGAAACUUCUGGAGAACCCAUACCUUCAAAUGCGAGGAAUAUUGCAGUUGUCAAAUGAUCUAGGAGUUCAAUAGUCACCACCGGUUUGACAUUCCAGUGUACAAAGCUUUCAGUGAGAAUUGGUACCAUCAAUCAUGUUUGUUGCAGAAGAAACUGUAUGUGUAUUCCUCUGCUCCUAACAAUGAAAAGGUGUUUUUUGAGUGGACCAUGUAAAUUACUGCUUCUCCCAGACGCAUGACCAUGCUUCUGAAUUUCUUUAUUCUUUAUUAGAUCUGAACCAUUGGAUCAAUAUCCAUCUUGGGGUCACACUGUCAUUUGCAAGAUGAGUUGAAGAUCAUCUGGUUUCCUACCCUUGUGGCUAUUUCAGCGAGGCGACGACUGAGUUAGGAUGAGAUGGUGUUUCAUACACAUGACAAAUUGACAGCUGCAGUUUUCCAAAGCAGCAUUGAGACCGAGCCGGCGCAACUUUUUUUGUGAGGCAUGCUCGGUCCAAUAAUCGUAGUUCAUAGUCUAUGUGUGUUUACUUUGCCUGCCUCUCAAUAACGGAAGGCAUAGAAUGUUUGUAUGCUAGUGUAAUUGCUAUCUGGUAGUAAACUGACUGGAAACUUCUAGACAACUGUUGUUCUGGAUUCAUAAUAGAUUUGUAUCGGGAUAAGUGUAAAUUGUAGGGUGAACAAAAAAGAUUUAACGUUAAUUUGAUAGCAUCUCUUUUAAUUAC
Molecule: messenger RNA, 5397 nt
Organism: Lolium rigidum
Lineage: Eukaryota; Viridiplantae; Streptophyta; Magnoliopsida; Poales; Poaceae
Exons: 17
Coding region: 1313-4753 (1146 amino acids)
Source: RefSeq, a predicted model, not a curated record